AUGUUGCGCGAUUCAAGGCGACGUGAGGAUGCAGCGUUAGAAAACAACCGAAGAAACCAGCGAGCGAUUCUUCAGCUGCUGGACGAGAUGGCGAAUCUUGCGGAUGGUGACCUGACCGUGCAUACGACAGUUACCGAAGAAAUCACAGGUGCGAUUGCAGACUCGGUGAACUUUGCGAUUGACGCACUUAGAACAUUGGUAACAACGAUCAACUCUACGGCAGAAGAAGUUUCGUAUUCGACUAAUGCUGCACAGGGUACUGCUGCAAGACUUGCAGAAUCAUCUAACCAUCAGGCACGUGAAAUUGCAUCAGCGAGUGCGGCUAUCACCGAUAUGGCUGACUCCAUGGAGAAAGUGACUGGUGAUGCGUCAAACUCAGCAGAGGUGGCGCAGAAAUCGAUGGAGAUCGCGCAGAAAGGUGCGGUCGUGGUACGUAACACGAUAUCUAGUAUGGAUGUUAUUCGUGAUUCAAUUCAGGAAACAUCAAAACGUAUCAAACGACUUGGUGAGUCCUCACAGGAGAUUGGAGACAUCGUGGGGCUGAUUACUGAGAUUGCGGAUCAGACCAACAUCCUUGCAUUGAACGCUGCGAUUCAGGCGUCGACCGCAGGUGAUGCAGGUCGUGGUUUCGCAGUGGUUGCCGACGAGGUACAGCGACUGGCGGAACGUGCCGGUAAUGCAACCAAGCAGAUUGAAGGUCUGGUAAAUGCGAUUCAGGCAGAUACUAACGAAGCGGUGAAAUCUAUGGAGACCAGUACUUCGGGUGUGGUCAACGGGGCUAAGAUGGCAGAGGAAUCUG
Molecule: messenger RNA, 799 nt
Organism: Priapulus caudatus
Lineage: Eukaryota; Metazoa; Priapulida; Priapulimorpha; Priapulimorphida; Priapulidae
Product: protein PilJ-like
Exons: 1
Biological process (GO): chemotaxis; signal transduction
Cellular component (GO): membrane
Molecular function (GO): transmembrane signaling receptor activity
Source: RefSeq, a predicted model, not a curated record